AUGCAAGGAAGUGGGCACAAGCAGGAGGGUGUCCUACGGAGGCAUCGCCCACCAUCACUAUGCGGUGGUGGCACUCCUGUGGCUUCGGGACCUCACGUGUUUACUGCUGGAAGCGUUGGGAGGGGAGCUCGUCCGAUGCUAUCCUCCAACACUGGCCGACACACGCAGAGGGCAUACAAUCCGAUACAGACGCGACCUGCGGAAGGAUCGAGAUCUCCGAACCAAGGGGCACUGGCUCCAGAGCGCCCCUCCUGCGGCACAGUGUCACAGGGGUCUGUUUUAUCGAAUCCGGUGGGGAGCCAGCAGCAACUACGUAAAUAUGCAAAACCUCCACGCCCCCCAGGGCCGCCACCACCCCACAUCAUAGAGGAGCAGCGAAGGAGGAGGGAAAUGUUAGCCGCGCAAGCAGCCGAGGAGAAAAUUGCGUCACCGCACCACCGAGUUGCCGAGAGAGAGCCAGGUCGGGCCAUUUCCCCGGCGUCCCCAAGGAACACCCACCUUGUUCAAGCCGGUGCUAACAUCCUCAGUACCGGGUCUGGCUAUGGCUUGCAUAUGGACAGCAACGCGCCUUUGGGGAUGGGGGGAGGCGGGGCGGGAGCGACGGCGGCGGCGACGGUUUCAACGUCUUCCGCUUCAGGACCGUUGAGUUUGGCGCCGUCAUCCUGCAAGGGAUCGGACAUCAACCCACCAUCAACGCCCUCCUGCAAGGAGUGGGGGGAGUUUUGGGACGAGGAGGUGGGGGCUUCGUACUACUACAACUCCGUCACGGGAGAGGCGCUUUGGGUCCGCCCGGAUGGGUUUUAG
Molecule: messenger RNA, 804 nt
Organism: Ectocarpus siliculosus
Lineage: Eukaryota; Phaeophyceae; Ectocarpales; Ectocarpaceae
Source: the annotation of a GenBank genome assembly